Spea bombifrons (plains spadefoot toad) is the source of this 4323-nucleotide messenger RNA. RefSeq names its product serine-rich adhesin for platelets-like. The transcript has 4 exons. The record is from RefSeq and is a predicted model, not a curated record. NCBI's taxonomy places the organism in Eukaryota, Metazoa, Chordata, Amphibia, Anura, Pelobatidae. Bases 1 to 4323 code for a protein of 1440 amino acids.
AUGUCUGAGCCAUCUGCAACAAGUACAACAGAGGCUUCUGCGGCAACAACUGAGAAAAUAACAUCAAGUACCCCUGAAGCUUCAACUGCAACUGAGUCAACAGUGGCAACUUCUACAGAAACAACUGCAUCAAGAGCUACUGAACUGUCAUCACCAACAACUGAGACAAUUGCACCAAGUAUCACUGAAGCCUCGACCGCAACUGAGUCAACAGUGGCAAGUACAACUGUGGCGUCUACGUCAACUAUUGAGUCAACAACAUUAACAACAACUAAAGCUUCUACACCAAUUGCUGAGAGCACUGCAGUGAGUACAACAGAAUUUACUACUCCAACUGCAACUGAAACUAAGUUCACAACCACCCCUGUAGCUUCUACAGCAUUGUCUGAGCCAUCUGCAACCAGUACAAUAGAGGCUUCUGCGGCAACAACUGAGAAAAUAACAUCAAGUACCCCUGAAGCUUCAACUGCAACUGAGUCAACAGUGGCAAGUACAACUGUUGCUACUACAUCAACUAUUGAGUCAACAAUAUUAACUACAACUAUACCUUCUACACCAAGUGUUCAAAGCUCAGCAGUAACUACAACAGAAAUUUCUACACCAAGUGUAACUGAAACUAGGGUGUCAACGACUACAGUAGGUUCUACAGCAACGCCUGAAAAAUCUACAUCAAGUACAGGGGAGGUUUCUACAGCAACUACUGAGAAAAUAACAUCAACUACCACUGAAGCUUCAACUGCAACUGAGACAACAGUGGCAAGUACAACUGUGGCUUCUACGUCAACUAUUGAGUCAACAAUAUUAACUACAGCUAUAGUUUCUACACCAACCGCUGAGAGCACUGCAGUGAGUAAAACAGAAAUUACUACUCCAACUGCAACUGAAACACGACUGUCAAGUACACCUGUAGCUUCUACAGAAACAACUGCAUCAAGAGCUACUGAACUGUCAUCACCAACAACUGAGACAAUUGCACCAAGUACCACUGAAGCCUCGACCGCAACUGAGUCAACAGUGGCAAGUACAACUGUGGCGUCUACGCCAACUAUUGAGUCAACAACAUUAACAACAACUAAAGCUUCUACACCAAUUGCUGAGAGCACUGCAGUGAGUACAACAGAAUUGACUACUCCAACUGCAACUGAAACUAAGUUCACAACCACUCCUGUAGCUUCUACAGCAUUGUCUGAGCCAACUGCAACAAGUACAACAGAGGCUUCUGCGGCAACAACUGAGAAAAUAACAUCAAGUACCAUGGAAGCUUCAACUGCAACUGAGUCAACAGUGGCAAGUACAACUGUUGCUACUACAUCAACUAUUGAGUCAACAAUAUUAACUACAACUAUACCUUUUACACCAAGUCUUCAAAGUUCAGCAGUAACUACAACAGAAAUUUCUACACCAAGUGUAACUGAAACGAGGGUGUCAACAACUACAGUAGCUUCUACAGCAACGCCUGAGACAUCUACAUCAAGUACAGGGGAGGUUUCUACAGCAACUACUGAGAAAAUAACAUCAAGUACCACUGAAGCUUCAACUGAGACAACAGUGGCAAGUACAACUGUUGCUUCUACGUCAACUAUUGAGUCAACAAUAUUAACUACAGCUAUAGUUUCUACACCAACCGAUGAGAACACUGCAGUGAGUACAACAGAAAUUACUACUCCAACUGCAACUGAAACACGGCUGUCAAGUACACCUGUAGCUUCUACAGAAACAACUGCAUCAAGAGCUACUGAACUGUCAUCACCAACAACUGAGACAAUUGCACCAAGUACCACUGAAGCCUCGACCGCAACUGAGUCAACAGUGGCAAGGGAGGUUUCUACAGCAAUUACUGAGAAAAUAACAUCAAGUACCACUGAAGCUUCAACUGCAACUGAGACAACAGUGGCAAGUACAACUGUGGCUUCUACGUCAACUAUUGAGUCAACAAUAUUAACUACAGCUAUAGUUUCUACACCAACCGAUGAGAACACUGCAGUGAGUACAACAGAAAUUACUACUCUAACUGCAACUGCAACACGGCUGUCGAGUACACCUGCAGCUUCUACAGAAACGACUGCAUCAAGAGCUACUGAACUGUCAUCACCAACAACUGAUACAACAGCAUCAAGUACCACUGAAGCUUCAACUGCAACUGAGAUAACAGUGGCAAGUACAACUGUUGCUUCUACGUCAACUAUUGAGUCAACAAUGUUAACUACAGCUAUAGUUUCUACACCAACCACUGAGAUCACUGCAGUGAGUACAAGAGAUGUUACUACUCCAACUGUAACUGAAACACGGCUAUCAAGUACACCUGUAGAUUCUACAGAAAGUACUGCAUCAAGAGCUACUGAACCGUCAACUGCAACAACUGGUACAACAGCAUCAAGUACCAUAGAAGUUUCAACCUCAACUGAGAAAACAGUGGCAAGUACAACUGUGGCAUCUACGCCAACUAUUGAGUCAACAACAUUAACAACAACUAAAGCUUCUACACCAAUUGCUGAGAGCACUGCAGUGAGUACAACAGAAUAUACUACACCAACUGCAACUGAAACUAAGUUGACAACCACCCCUGUAGCUUCUACAGCAAUGUUUGAGCCAUCUGCAACAAGUACAACAGAGGCUUCUGCGGCAACAACUGAGAAAAUAACAUCAAGUACCCCUGAAGCUUCAACUGCAACUGAGUCAACAGUGGCAAGUACAACUGUUGCUACUUCAUCAACUACUGAGUCAACAAUAUUAACUACAACUAUACCUUCUACACCAAGUGUUCAAAGCUCAGCAGUAACUACAACAGAAAUUUCUACAGGGGAGGUUUCUACAGCAAUUACUGAGAAAAUAACAUCAAGUACCACUGAAGCUUCAACUGCAACUGAGACAACAGUGGCAAGUACAACUGUGGCUUCUACGUCAACUAUUGAGUCAACAAUAUUAACUACAGCUAUAGUUUCUACACCAACCGAUGAGAACACUGCAGUGAGUACAACAGAAAUUACUACUCUAACUGCAACUGCAACACGGCUGUCGAGUACACCUGCAGCUUCUACAGAAACGACUGCAUCAAGAGCUACUGAACUGUCAUCACCAACAACUGAUACAACAGCAUCAAGUACCACUGAAGCUUCAACUGCAACUGAGAUAACAGUGGCAAGUACAACUGUUGCUUCUACGUCAACUAUUGAGUCAACAAUGUUAACUACAGCUAUAGUUUCUACACCAACCACUGAGAUCACUGCAGUGAGUACAAGAGAUGUUACUACUCCAACUGUAACUGAAACACGGCUAUCAAGUACACCUGUAGAUUCUACAGAAAGUACUGCAUCAAGAGCUACUGAACCGUCAACUGCAACAACUGGUACAACAGCAUCAAGUACCAUAGAAGUUUCAACCUCAACUGAGAAAACAGUGGCAAGUACAACUGUGGCAUCUACACCAACUAUUGAGUCAACAACAUUAACAACAACUAAAGCUUCUACACCAAUUGCUGAGAGCACUGCAGUGAGUACAACAGAAUAUACUAUACCAACUGCAACUGAAACUAAGUUGACAACUACCCCUGUAGCUUCUACAGCAACGUCUGAGCCAUCUGCAAUAAGUACAACAGAGGCUUCUGCGGCAACAACUGAGAAAAUAACAUCAAGUACCCCUGAAGCUUCAACUGCAACUGAGUCAACAGUGGCAAGUACAACUGUUGCUUCUAUGUCAACUAUUCAGUCAACAAUAUUAACUACAGCUAUACUUUCUACACCAACCGGUGAGAGCACUCCAGUGAGUACAACAGAAAUCUCCACUCCAACUGCAACUGGAGAUUCUACAGAAACACCUGCAUCAAAAACUGCUGAUGCGUCAACGGCAUCAACAGAGUCUAUAGCGUCAAGCACCAUGGAAGCUUCAAUAGCAACAGCUGAGACAAUUGCAUCAAGUACCGCUGAAGCCUCAACUGCAAUUGAGUCAGCAGUCACAAGUACAACUGUUGCUACUACAUCAACUAUUGAGUCAACAAUAUUAACUACAACUAUACCUUCUACACCAAGUGUUCAAAGCUCAGCAGUAACUACAACAGAAAUUUCUACACCAAGUGUAACUGAAACUAGGGUGUCAACGACUACAGUAGCUUCUUCAGCAACGCCUGAGACAUCUACAUCAAGUACAGGGGAGGUUUCUACAGCAACUACUGGGAAAAUAACAUCAACUACCACUGAAGCUUCAACUGCAACUGAGACAACAGUGGCAAGUACAACUGUGGCUUCUACGUCAACUAUUGAGUCAACAAUAUUAACUACAACUAUAGUUUCUACACCAACCGCUGAGAGCACUGCACUGAGAAAAUAA